AUGAGCUACCCAGGACAAGGCGGCAACACUUAUGGCGGCGGCCCGCCCGGCGGAUAUGGCGGAUACAACCAGCAGGACCGGUAUGGCGGCGGCGGCGGCAACUAUGGACCUCCCCAGGGCCCUCCUCCGGGCCAGUAUGGUGGCGGAUAUGGAGGUCCUGGAGGGGGAUACGGAGGUUCGGGAGGUGGAUAUGGGCCUCCUCAGGGUCCUCCUCCAGGCCAAUACGGAGGUUCGGGAGGUCCUGGCGGCUAUGGACCCCCACAGGGACCCCCUCCUGGGCAAAGGGGCAACUAUGGACCUCCUCAAGGUCCUCCUGGAGGCCAGGGGGGCGGCGGAGGAGGAUAUGGACACCCCGGAAUGGGCAAUCAGGCGCCCCCAGGACAAUACGGACAGCCCGGACCGCCCGGACCGCACGGAAAUCACAACAUGCCUCCUCAGGGCAACCAGGCAUUUGGAGGCACCCAGGGCUACCAUUUCCAGUACUCCAACUGUUCGGGUAAGAAGAAGGCGUUAUUGAUUGGCUGCAACUACAUUGGCUCCAAAAACGCGCUGCGAGGCUGUAUCAACGACGUGCACAACCUGCAGCGGUACCUGGUGCAGCGGGCGGGAUACAAGCCCGACGACAUGGUGAUUCUCACCGACGACCAGCGCGACCAGCGGUCGAUCCCCACCAAGCAGAACAUUCUGCAGGCGUGCCAGUGGCUGGUCAAGGGCGCGCAGCCCAACGAUUCGCUGGUGUUUCAUUUUUCGGGCCACGGCGGCCAGGAAAAGGAUGUCGACGGCGACGAGGACGAUGGCUACGACGAAUGCAUCUAUCCCGUGGACUUCCAACGGGCCGGAUCCAUCAUCGACGACGUGCUGCAUGACAUUCUUGUCAAGUCGCUUCCUCCUGGAUGCCGCCUGACCGCGUUGUUCGACUCGUGCCACUCAGGCACAGCCCUCGAUCUGCCCUACGUCUACUCCACCAAGGGCAUUUUGAAGGAGCCCAACCUGGCCAAGGAGGCCGGACAAGGCCUGUUGGGUGCUGUGUCGUCCUACGCCCGGGGCGACAUCGGAGGCGCUCUGUCGUCCAUCAUGGGAACCGUCAAACAGGCCACCACUGGCUCGGGAGCCAACCAGCGGGCCAAACAGACCAAGACGGCACCCUGUGACGCCAUUUCCAUCUCCGGAUGCAAGGACAGCCAGACCUCUGCCGACGCCAUGGAGGGCGGCACCGCCACCGGCGCCAUGUCGUUUGCCUUCAUCGAGGUUAUGACACGUGACCCCAACCAGAGCUAUUUGUCAUUGCUGAACAAUAUGCGGGAGGUUCUGCGGGGCAAAUAUUCACAGAAGCCGCAAUUGAGUGCCUCUCAUCCUACCGAUGUGAACCUCAAGUUCAUUAUGUAG
Messenger RNA from Yarrowia lipolytica CLIB122, 1386 nucleotides. RefSeq lists its product as uncharacterized. The record is from RefSeq and is a predicted model, not a curated record. Gene Ontology annotation, biological process: proteolysis. Gene Ontology annotation, molecular function: cysteine-type endopeptidase activity. NCBI's taxonomy places the organism in Eukaryota, Fungi, Ascomycota, Dipodascomycetes, Dipodascales.